UGUUUGUGUGUUUGUGCCGUUCGAGUGGGUGAUCUUUGCAAGAAAAUGCAAUUUUCUCACCAGUCACUGAAUUUUCUCUCCCAUUUUCUCGCUCGGUUCGAUUUUGGUUUCCAUCCCGUCGUAAUCGUCGCUGAUGUAGUCGGUUCGCGUUGUCAGUCAGUCAGUUCACUUUGCUUUUUCAUGCACUCUUCACUUUUUCAUCGGUCGUCUCGCAGUUGGCGGUGUGUGAAGCAACAAAGCAAGUUAGGAAAGGAAAAUCCUUUCCAUAUUCGGAUUCGGCGGUCCGCGAUUUCGAAACAUUUUCCAGCAAAUCGGUGCUUUAAUUCGACUGGAGAAUACAAAUAGUCAUUUUUGUUUCGAGUAAAAUGUGAAUAACAAUCGAAUUUGUGCAAAUCGGAUCAAUUUUGUUGAUGUUUUGAAUAUGGGUGGGAAGUGAACGUGCAUUCUAUGUUUUUCCUGAGCCAGCGGAAGGAAAAAAAUCUUUUCAGCUGCUGACAAUCAAAAAUACUGGGGAACAAGAAGAAAGAGUGCAAAACAAGUUAAAAGAAAAUGUAGAAAGGAAAAUAUUUCUUGGAAAAAUGAAAAACUUGCGUGUGCCAUCAUCAUUAGAGUAAUCGUAAUCAUCAGCAGCAGUAGCAUCGUCAUUGUAGACACAGGCCACAAAACGCUUGUUCUCACAUCCCGCAGAGUCUUGGCAAGGCAAUAAUAACGUCGUGGACGACGUACGGCGGCAAAACGCGAGAAAUUUGGACUUAUUUUUAGAACGCAUCUUCGUCUGUGCGAUCAGCGCUCGGAACUAGGAAUCAGAAGAAACUCCAAAGGAAACCCACCGCAUCUGUCAGGCCAUUUUAUCACCUUAUUCUCGCUGUCCCGCUAGUGCCGAAGAUUAGAAGCGCUGCAGACAAGAAACACAAAGGAAGCCGCCGACUCCACUACGGUACCUACGUGACGUCACGUUAUUGCUGCAACAACAUAAACCGAGCGGAUCCUUGGACCCAAUUUCAGUUCAAGGUUGCUGGCCGAAAUGUGACUCUCGCAUCCUAAAUCAUAAAAGGCUCAGUGUCGCCAAAGGGUUUAGCAGACACGGUUAAUGAUUUCUUUGUGGAAUCAUUCUACUGUAGGUUCCGGCGAAUGCGGUUCGUUCUUCUGAUCUGACACCAAAAUGUGAACAUGAUAAAUGUUCUGGUGGCAAAACAGCGACACGAAGCAAAUGUAAUAUGCAGCGCAAUGUGAACACUCGUGUAACAUACGACGAAUAGUCCUCAGUGGGAGAAAUGUGCAAUAUCGUAACCAAACUCUAGUCAUCAACGUUGUCGGUUUCGUGACAACUACCUACUAACUACUAACUGCUGUAAGAAGAGAAAAUAUGUUUUCACGAAAAUGUUUGUCUAGUUCGUAAGAGCAAGCCUGAGAGAAAUUGUGCAAAAAUCUCACUCGCUGUAAAAGGGAUAUGUGUGUACAUAGUGUGCUGUCGCCAGUAAUGCUUCGUCUUCUGGGUUGUGUGUGAGAAGAAAAGUCAUUUGCCAUAGUGCCAUAAAUAAUAGAGAGUUGCAGAAAUUUUAUUGCAAUUCUCCUUGAAGGAGACACUUUGCAAGGAAAAGUUUCGUGUCACACAAAGAAAGUGGAUUGCCCCUGGAAAUUUACGAUCUCAAUGACCCAUACCAUCUUCAUUGGACUGUCACUAGCGAAAUAAUUUAUGUUCAGUGCCACUCGCAGCAUUAUCACCACGCGUAGUUUUGUGCUGUUGAUGGCCGAAGCAUGCCAAACACAAACGAAAAUACACAUUCCGGCUCUUCCGGCGAUGAUCUCGGCAGUACGGAUGAGGUGAAAGUAUUCAAAGACGAAGGCGACCGUGAAGAUGAGAAAGCCUCGUCAGAGAACCUUCUCGAGGAGAAGUUCAACCUAAUCGAUCUGACGGAAAGUGCGGAGAAUCUGGUGAAAAAUUCUUCCCGCCAGGACCUAAGUCCACCCUAUGCCGGCGGUGCAAGUGGUGGUAGCAGUGCUGGAAAGCUCAACUCUCCUGACCAUUCGCCAGGAUUUAACAUGGGAUACCUGCCUCCUUAUCAGUAUUCCAGUGGAACGGCUAGUGCAAUACAAGGCUCAAUGAGCAAAAUAGGGCUAUCGCAGUUUUUCUGUAACGAAGAUCCCCUCUCCAACCCACCUCCUGCACAUUGUGGAAUCAUUCCCUAUCAGUUAGAUUCUAAAGCGAUCGGUCUCUCUGCGAGACAGUCGCUCUAUUCUUUCUCUACUAGUCAGUAUCCCUACCCCAUACUGUCCUCGAACAUGUUACCGGUUCCACCUUCUUGGCACACUCCUUCAAUGUACUCCACCGCACCAAGCUUUCGAAAUUCCUAUCCUUCUUCCCUCCAAAUAUACACGACUUUAGCUAGCGACCUUUACUCACGUUACCAGUCCUCUUCACUUCUAAAUUCUGUACACUCCCACAAUGUGCUGAACCAAGUGAAACAGGAAGUAUCCCCUUCCCAAGAAAUCUCCCACAACUACAGCAUACGACAAACCAACCAUCACGGUCAUUCCCCAUCCAAAUCCAACGACAUGCCCCAAGAACUCACCAACCGCUACUCACGGCCUUCGAUCAGCAGCAGCUCAUCUGGACCAGGAUCCAGCGGCUCCUCCACCGGCACCUCAAAAAAGAAGUGCUCCAGCGCCUCCGACCGGCAGCAACCGCAAAACAUUAAACCACAUAUCAAAAAGCCACUGAAUGCAUUCAUGCUCUACAUGAAGGAGAUGCGCGCCAAAGUGGUGGCCGAGUGCACCCUCAAAGAGUCGGCCGCCAUCAACCAGAUACUCGGCCGAAAGUGGCACUCGCUGACACGGGAGGAGCAGAGCGUGUAUUACGACAAGGCACGCCAGGAGCGCCAGCUGCACAUGGAAAUGUACCCUGGCUGGACCGCGCGGGACAACUACGGCUACGGGGCGAAAAAGAAGCGGAAAGCGAAAAAGAAGGACCAACUGGGGACGGAAGCGGCGAGCAGGCGGAAAAAAAUUUGUAUACGAAACGAAGAAUCCGACACAUACGACGGAACUCGUAUGUCAGAUGAUUACAUGAGCAAUUACGGCACCGUAGUGUAAUAUACGAAUGCGACAUCAGCAGCAACCAACCCAGUAACAAAUCCCACGCCCAUAAGACUUGAAUGCUAUCGCGGAAAUCGUAAUAUCUAUGACCAUUCUUUCAUACCCAGAUUUCGCUACUGUGGCCAAACAAACGAAGAGGUUACAAACCAAAUCUAGUUGUUGUCGGAUGACGACGAUGCAAUUGUAUACAAAGUGAACACACAAAUCUCAAAUCGUUAUUCUAAUUUUAGCUAAUUUAUCAAACUUUCAAAAGUGAACCAAAAAAUAGACUAUCGAAUUUCUGUUGUAAGAAAUUAUACUUACCCUGUUUGGAGGCGACUUUUCCGUACUUAACUUAAAAUCUAAUAUUAUAUACCGUAUUGUUUAGGACCGUACUAUACCAAAAAAAAUGAAUGCUUUGUUCGUUGACGCGAAUAAGCCACAUCACUUAUGUUAGUGGUGAGUUUCUCAAAGAAGGUGGGCAACUGCAUAAAAGUGACAAAAUACUUAGUAGAUAAAGCAAAAGAUAACAAUCUGUGGUGUUUUUAAAAAAUGUAAUUUAUUAUGCGAUUAAAAUUGGGUCGAUAUGAGAAUAAAAAAGAAUGAGUAUGACAAGUCUUUAGUCGCAUAAGUUAGAAAUGAAACCAAAUAAAAAAGGUACAUAAAUAUAAGUAUAU
Messenger RNA from Armigeres subalbatus, 3752 nucleotides. RefSeq names its product protein pangolin, isoforms A/H/I/S-like. The transcript is spliced from 4 exons. Bases 1759 to 3093 code for a protein of 444 amino acids. The record is from RefSeq and is a predicted model, not a curated record. NCBI's taxonomy places the organism in Eukaryota, Metazoa, Arthropoda, Insecta, Diptera, Culicidae. Gene Ontology annotation, biological process: regulation of transcription by RNA polymerase II; canonical Wnt signaling pathway. Gene Ontology annotation, molecular function: RNA polymerase II cis-regulatory region sequence-specific DNA binding; DNA-binding transcription factor activity, RNA polymerase II-specific. Gene Ontology annotation, cellular component: beta-catenin-TCF complex; chromatin.